UUUUCUUCUCGCACGUAAAAUAUAUAUUUAGGAUUUCGCUUCCCAUAGUAACCAAAUCAAACCGUCUUUCGUUUUCCUUUUCCUUUCUCUCUCCCAAAAAAAUAUCUCGGUUUUCUUCAUUUCUUUUUUGUUUUUUCUCUAACAUGGCGGAUUCAAAGAGCAAAUUAGAGUCUGUGAGGGAAUGGGUCGCUGAGCAUAAGCUUCGUACUGUUGGAUGUCUAUGGCUUAGCGGAAUAGCGGGUUCAAUCGCAUACAACUGGUCUCAACCCAACAUGAAAACCAGUGUGAAGAUUAUUCAUGCUAGGUUGCAUGCACAGGCUCUUACACUGGCUGCAUUAGCUGGUGCUGCAGUGGUUGAAUACUAUGACCACAAAUCUGGAGCAAAGGCUGAGCGAUAUGCGAAGUUCCUCCAAGUUGAUCCUUACACUCACAAGGAUUAAGCAUAAUAUUCCAUUAAAACAUGCAUUUAGGGAAUAUUUGUUGGGGGAUACAAAAUCGAACAGCUUGCAAUAAAAAGCAUUUGUACGGAUAUAUACCAUUACAAUUCUUAGGGAUGUUUUGGGUUACUUUAGCGUGGUACAAAUUAUGUAACAAGUGAUUAGAAAGAGAGCUCGAGGGAUGUCAUAUACGACUAAACAAUUGGGUUCAAAUUGAUUUCUUAUUGACCGUAAAUUUUUGAAUCGUAUUCUUGAAAGAUUUUUGAAAGAAAUGAUUGGUUUCUACAUGAAUAAGAAUGUGCUUCUUUUAUGCC
Molecule: messenger RNA, 751 nt
Organism: Ziziphus jujuba (common jujube)
Lineage: Eukaryota; Viridiplantae; Streptophyta; Magnoliopsida; Rosales; Rhamnaceae
Exons: 3
Coding region: 144-440 (98 amino acids)
Biological process (GO): mitochondrial respiratory chain complex IV assembly
Cellular component (GO): mitochondrial inner membrane
Source: RefSeq, a predicted model, not a curated record